Juglans regia (Persian walnut) is the source of this 2190-nucleotide messenger RNA. RefSeq names its product alpha-L-arabinofuranosidase 1-like. The transcript is spliced from 16 exons. The annotation marks the transcript as partial. NCBI's taxonomy places the organism in Eukaryota, Viridiplantae, Streptophyta, Magnoliopsida, Fagales, Juglandaceae. Gene Ontology annotation, biological process: L-arabinose metabolic process. The record is from RefSeq and is a predicted model, not a curated record. Gene Ontology annotation, molecular function: alpha-L-arabinofuranosidase activity.
AUAUUCAUUCUCUCAAAUACUUUUCUGCAGGAGAUUAACCAUGCUGGUGCUGGAGGGUUGUGGGCAGAGCUUGUGAGCAACAGAGGAUUUGAAGCUGGGGGACCUGAUAUCCCCUCAAACAUAGACCCUUGGUCUAUUAUUGGUGAUGAGUACUCAUCCCUUACACUGUCCACGGAGCGCUCAUCAUGUUUUGAGCACAAUAAGGUUGCACUCCGAAUGGAGGUACUAUGUGACGCAGAAGGUAACAAUAGCUGUCCAGCUGGGGGCGUUGGUGUUUAUAAUCCGGGCUUCUGGGGCAUGAAUAUUGAGAAAGGAAAGAAAUACAAAGUGGUUCUGUAUGUUCGUUCAUCAGGAGCAAUUAAUGUAUCCGUGUCAUUGACGGGGCCAGAUGGCUUGGAGACACUGGCAACUCAGGACAUAAUAGCUUCUUCUUGUGAUGUCUCAAACUGGAAAAAGAUGGAGGUCCUGUUGGAAGCCAACGCCACAAAUCCUAAUUCAAGACUUCAAUUGACUACAACCAGAAAAGGAGUUAUUUGGUUUGACCAGGUGUCAACUAUGCCCGUGGAUACAUAUAAGGGACAUGGUUUCCGAAGUGAGCUUGCUGAAAUGCUAGCAGAUCUAAAACCAAAAUUUAUCAGAUUUCCAGGUGGCUGCUUUGUUGAAGGUGAAUGGUUAAGAAAUGCAUUUCGUUGGAAAGCGACCAUUGGACCCUGGGAGGAGAGACCAGGGCACUUUGGUGAUGUUUGGAUGUACUGGACGGAUGAUGGCCUUGGUUACUUCGAGCUUCUCCAACUAACAGAGGACCUAGGUGCAUUUCCAGUAUGGGUGUUCAAUAAUGGUUUCAGUCAUAAUGAUCAAGUUAGUACCUUCAAUGUCAAGCCUUUUGUGCAAGAAGCCCUCGAUAGUAUUGAGUUUGCUAGAGGUGAUCCUAAUUCUACGUGGGGUUCUAUGCGAGCUGCAAUGGGACAUCCAGAACCAUUUGACUUGAGACAUGUUGCUCUUGGGAAUGAGGAUUGUGCGAAAAAGAAUUAUCGAGGAAAUUACCUCAAGUUCCAUACUGCCAUAAAGAAGGCUUAUCCAGACAUCAAAAUUAUCACGAAUUGUUUCGGAUUUUCUCGAAAGUUGGAUCACCCUGCAGAUUUUUAUGAUUAUCAUCUUUAUACAUCUGCCAACAACAUGUUUUCGAUGGCUCAUCGAUUCGAUGUUACAUCACGUGCUGGUCCAAAGGCUUUUGUAAGUGAGUAUGCUGCAACUGGGAAAAAUGCUGGCAAAGGAAAUCUUUUAGCAGCGCUGGCCGAGGCUGCAUUCCUUAUCGGGAUUGAACAGAACAGUGAUGUAGUUAGCAUGGCAAGCUAUGCACCACUUUUUGUGAAUGACAAUGACAGGCGGUGGAGUCCAGAUGCAAUUGUCUUUAACUCUUCACAGCUGUAUGGAACACCAAGCUACUGGGCACAACGUUUUUUCAGGGAGUCGAGUUCAGCAACUGUUCUUCAUUCAACACUCCAAACAAAUACAUCCACUUCCCAGCUUAUUGCAUCUGCAAUUAUGUGGGAAAACUCUGGUGAUAGCAAGAGUUACCUAAGAAUAAAGAUUGUGAACUUUGGAAACGACACAGUUAAUCUCAAGAUAAGUGUGGACGGAUUGGAACCCAACUCCACACUGUUAUCUGGGUCAACAAAGACCGAACUCACCUCUGGUAAUCUAAUGGAUGAGAAUUCCUUCAAUGAGCCAAAUAAGGUCAAACCUACCCAGAGUCCACUUGAAAAUGCUGGCAAGGACAUGGAUGUCGUACUCCUUCCAUAUUCUCUCACUUCAUUUGAUCUGUUGAAAGGAUCUAGCAACCUCAGAACCGCAAGAACUGAUUAUUUCUCUAGAUCAUCAUCUUUUUAAAAUAUUAACUGAUGAAAUAUCAAGUACUACUGUACUUUUGAGAAAUAAAGGUAAAAUAAAGGUAAUAACCCAACAAAAGAUGGCAUGCUUGCGUGCAAAUUAUUCAGUUGGAAUGUCAUGUUGUAUGUAAUAUCAAACUCGUUUCUUUUGGAAUAUCUGGAAUGUCUUUUUUUUUUAUUUCGUGGGGAGAGGUGGAUUUCGAACUCUAGACCUCCAUUUUGAAGGCCGGGGGGGUUAUGCCAACUUUCAUGCUUGUAAGUAUAUGUAUGAAUGCUCUUUAUCGUUGGUGAUGAAAUUAUA